AGCAGGACACCUCCCAGGGAGGGAGGGACUGCUAUACACUGAAAUCCCAAUAGGGCACGGGGGCUUGGAGAGAGUUUAGAAAGAGAGGGGCCGUGAGGCAGCCGACACCAUGUGUGGGAACAGUAAGUAAACUUUAACUGGACCCAUAACAUAAUAUGUGUGAUAGAACGUUAAACACUUUGGAAAGCUCAGUACCGUCACCCACUGCAGAUUUCAGUGGUAGCUAUUGCAUGUCUUAGAAUGAUGUACGUGCUCACUGGCAAUACACCUUUCUGCACUGCCCCCGGUACAGGCUGUCUAAAACGCAAAAUUGCCCCUGUACCUCGUUGGUAAAACCCCCGACCAGGUCACAUAUAUCAGAGGUCUUGGGGGUUAUUCAAAGUGCUUACUUAGCAUAGCACACAUAAUGCAGUUGAUUUUUGUUUCUACCACGGAAGAAAAUAUAUAUGGCAUUAAAUGCAAAAAAUAAUUUAUAUCAUCACCGAUUUUAAAAUAUAUCGCUUAGUACAUCACGGCAGCAUAUGUUGGCGCUUUAUAACUAUGAAACCGUGUCAGUGCUGAAGCUGCUGCAUAGGACUUGUUUAGUAUAUUUUAAUUCUUCUCUCUGACCUUUGACCACCUAGUGAUUACAGUUUGACAAAAUAAAAGAAACAUGUUGGAUUCCAUUAAAAAACAAACAAGCCUGGCAGCAAUUUGUAUGGCAAAUUAUAUAAAAUCUUGUUGUGAAACACCCUUACAGGGACUUGGCUUUUAGACACCUUAUAUUGUGAAGGAAAUCAUUUGUAUAAAAUAUGAUUCAUAAAGAGCAGAGAACUGGUUGUUCGAGUUUACAGAAGGCUCAGUGAUACUCUGCAGCCUGUGACAUUCACUUUGAUUUGCCUUCACUAAAGGAAUAGGUAGCUAUUCAGGGGUAAUGUCCUAUGCCCCCAUUAUCAAGUGAAAUCCCUUUAUCGGUCACCAAAGCUAUGUGUGGCCUCACUUAAAACAACAUUCUGUUAAUAAUUACAGCCUGUGUAUAUACUAACGUUGCAUCCCAUCCAGACCAUGAAAGGGAAAAGAUUGAUGCUUCCUACACAGUCAGUGCCAAAGCAUUAGCUAUAACCCCUCCCCCCAUUACCACUGGCCCUGGAGUGUUGGUCUGUCCACUCAGCAGUCUCCCAGUACCUCCCUCAUCAAUGGCAUAUCUCUUGCACUGACCUUUUAUUUAGUUAAUAGUUCUUUCCACCCCCACAUCUUUAUGCGAUUAUAUGCAUAGCCACAAUCUCCAUUCUUCACCAUUAUACUAAGUGCCCACUGGAAUUCAGCCUUUUCAACUACUUCUUAAUAUAUAGGAAUCUUUACAUCACCUCACCCAACACCAACAUCCCAAAAUACAGGCUGCUGUGGUUAUUUGUUGUAGGAAUGUCAGAGUUGGUCUACCUACCUUGUUUGUGUGUGUGUGUGUGUGUGUAUGUAUGUGUAUAUAUAUAUGUGUGUGUGUGUAUGUAUGUGUAUAUAUGUGUGUGAGUUUAUAUAUAUAUAUAUUUCAACACUAAAUUGGAGAUAAUUGAAAGCCAAACUGCAAAGAUUGCCCAAUUGCCGAUGUGACUAUGGAAGAGCUGGAUAUGUUUUUUUCAAAUCCAUUACUUUAGCCUAUAUUUUGACAUUUGGCUUUAAUGCACUACAGUUCAGUAUAUAGUGAAUAAACACUACUUUGUUUUAUCUUUUGCUUCUCUACAUCACUUUUAAUUGUAAACCUCAUUGAGGGACCAACAGCAUGCUUAUAUGCUGCACCGACUCUUAACUAGAACUAAAGAGAUGCAUUGCUGAGUUCUAAUACCUUUUUAAUUAAAGGGACACUCCAGGCACCCAGACCACUUCUGCCCAUUGGAGUGGUCUGGGUGCCAACUCACACUACCCUUAACCCUGCAAGUGUAAUUAUUGCAGUUUUUAUAAACUGCAAUAAUUACCUUGCAGGGUUAACUCCUCCUGUGUGCGGUGAGGAGCAGGAAGAAGGACCCCAGGGAGACCUCCAGCGCCGCUAAAAUCCCCAUAGGAAAGCAUUGAAAGCAUUUUCAAUACUUUCCUAUGGGGAGGUCUAAUGCAUGUGCGCGGCAUUGUUGCGCAUUAGGUCUCCCCCACCAGCGAGCGUCAUCUGUCUCCCCCGCCGGAUGACGUGGGGAUGGGGAGGAGCGUGGACGGACCAAGAAGCAGCGGCGAGGGACAUCGUCGCUGCCUCUGGUAAGUCCCCUUCAGCAACCGGGGAUGGGAGGUUGGAGGGAGAGGGGACCUGCAGUGCCAGGAAAACUGAUUGUUUUCCUGGCACUGGAGAGUCCCUUUAAUGGGACACUCCAAGCACCAUACACACGUAUGUUCUUUACAUUUGUGGUAGAAUGAACUUAUUGUCUUCUUUCAGCUACUACCACACCUAGCCAUACCUCCCUGGCUGAGAUUUACUCAGCAUCCUUACACACUUCCUGAUACACAAUCUACAUAUUGUAGCUUUCAUUAUUAGUGUGUUUAAUUUAGAAUGUCUAAUUUUUUGCUCUGUUAAUUGACUGCUGGAGCCUGAAGGAGACUUAUGUGUCUGAUGAGUUAAGGAACAUAAUAACAUUAGGAAUGCAAACAUGUCCCCCUACUAAUUUUGGUUUCUUCAAAACUGUAAUGUUUUAUAUUGCAGGAUUAAAUCUAAAAGGGCACCCGGACAACUUAAUUGCUAUGAAGUGGUUUGGGUGCCUUUAGUCCUUUAAAGGUCAUUAACAAAGCAGGAGAUAAGAUCAUCUAAAGCAAUCAAACUCAGUCUGGCAAAAAAAAAAAAAACCUUACAUUUUCAUAGAAACGUAGGUUUAUUUUAAAAAGUACAGUAUAAAAAAAACCCACAACACUACUAAAUCCCAGUCCCUCCCCCCCACUAAACCACAUCAAGCCCCUCUACCACCCUGUGCCAAAUCUGAUCCUCCCGCUGACACACACAUAUUCACUGACAAGCAGAAACACACAUACAGACACACUGACACACACAUACUCACUGACACACACACACACACACUCGCUGACAGGCAUACUCACCGACAGACACCUACAUACUCACUGACAGACACACACACAUAGACACACUGACAGACACAUACUUGCUGACAGACACACACACUCACUGACAGACAGACACACACACACACACACAGAGACACUUACACAUUCUUUUCUUUAUUGCUCCUUACCUUUUGGAGCCGAUGUGGGGCCUCUCCCUGGGGUCCUUCUUCCUGCUCCUCACUGCUCCCUCGCGCGGUUUAAUGAUGCCGGGUGCUGGAAUAUGAUGUCAUAGUCCGGCGCCCGGCUUCACUUCAGACGGCGUGCGCGAGGGAGCAGUGAGGAGCAGAAACACUGUGCUCCCUCGCUGCCACCAGAGACCUCUCCCCCGGCCGGGUAAAUGAGCAGAGUAGGCACCUGCAAUGUGGGGAGAGCAGGUGUCUACUGUGCUUAGAAAAUUAGACAUGUAUGCGUGGCUCACUGGGCCGCAAAGAUGGUCCUUGCGGGCCGCGAGUUUGACAUGCUUGAUCUAAAGUAAACCUAUUGUGCUGUAAGAUCUGAUUUGAAAAUUAAACCCCUUUUUAUUCAUGUAGGUUGUGUGAGUCACAGCUAGGGUGGGUGUGGCUAGAGCUGCAUAAACAGAAACAAAAGUGAUGUAAUUUUUAAACGGCAGAGAAUUAAGCAGUAAGACAUAAGGAGCAUAAUAUUUGCAUAAAAACUGCUGCAUUAAAGGAACCCUCCUCAUCCCAGCAUUAGGCCUUCCCCAUGGGAAAGCAUUAAUUCAGUGUUGUCUUAUGGGGAUUUUCAAGAUGCUGGACGUCCUAAUGCAAAGUGUGAAGACAUCCAGCGUAGUUUCUCUGAGUCAAAAUCCAUGUGAAUCGAGGAAGUGCCUCUAGAUGAUGUCUGUGAGACAGCUACUAAAAGCAGUCUUAACCUGUUAGUUUCUCUAAAAGUAGACAGGCACAAGGCACCCAGGGUACUUUACUGAGAUUAAGUUGUCUGGGUGCCUAUAGUGUCCCUGUAAGCUAGAGUUGUUUUGGAGCUUAGAGCGUUCCUUUAAACCAGGUUUUAGGCUCUGAAGUUACUGCUUGCUACCCAAACCCUAGUUAAUUUCUACAUCCAGUGUAGUAUUAUUGUGGCACGAGCUGCGGCCAUUUUUCAUGUCCUCCAGCAUCGCCACAGGCAACAAGUGCUAUGAUGCAAAUAUACCAGUACCUGCUGUCUAGUACUGUGCAGCACACUGAAGGGGGCCAGGCAGGAGACUGUACAAACUGGUGUGCAUAUCACCAGCUUCCCUGCCAGAGAGCAGGUAUACUGCAGCUUCAGCUUUACAUCAUCUACCCCAGUGUAAGCUUCAGAGGAAGGAGAGAGACUUUUAAUCAAAACCUUAUGUGUCGAAAGUUCUCCUGUCUACCUCAGGUCUGUAGUAAUACUGUUCCUGAGGAAGUGAGGAAAACUCUUGAAAACCUGUCUUCUAAAUAUUAUUAGUCCAAUAAAAAGGUUUCAUUGCAUACUGUAAUACUCUGGUUAUUGUGGCAUCUUACAAAUAAAUACUUUUAAGUAGUGGUUUUGUAAUCUGUAACUUCUAUUAAUUAAUGUUAUGGGGGAAAAUAUAUCAAAGCAAAAAAACGUGUUAUUUGGGGACAAGUGCUAAAUAAUGUGCAAUCACUGUGGAAACCAAUAAAAUGUCUUUAAAUAUUUAGCACUUUACAACCAUAAAAACAAUAUCUUUGAUAAAUAUCCCUAAUUGGCUCAAAUUGAGCAAAUUCUUACCUUUAAAACAGUAAUUCACUCCUUACAGUAUGUAUCAUUAGUUUGUACUGUUUGUGUAAACAUAAUUAUAAGCAAACCAGUGGAAAUAUAUUUUUAAUAUUUUAUUAAUAAUUGUUGUAUUAUGCACACAUAUAUGGUAUCAGGAGAAAGACAUAUCUAUCCUUAAAGGAUCACUAUAAUGUCAGGAAAUCAAAGCUGUUUUCCUGACACUAUAGUGCCCUGAGGGUCCCCCUCCCGUGGCGCUGAAGUGGUUAAAACCCCUUCGGCCACUUGCCUUAAUCCAGCGCCGGACUCCCUCGGCGCUGGUGACCUCUCCUCCCCGUCCAACGUCACUGGAGCCGAAUGCGCGGCUCCAGUGACACACGUGCAUUCAAAGUGUCCAUAUGAAAGCAUUCUUAUAUCUGCAGCAAUUGCCUAAACUUCAGCAUUGUUUAAAGUUGCCGAAAAUUGCUUAACACCAAUUACUUUGCAGUUGACUAACAGUUUGAGUAGCGACGUAAAUGUUGGCGCUGAUAUUAAUGCUAUGGUUUUUUUUAUGGGGUAUGGUUCUAAAAGCAAAACAAUGUUGGCAGGAUCCCAUCCUGACAACCAAGAAUUAUGUUUCUUUUAUUCUGUUUCUUUAAAACAAGUUCCAGUUCCAGUAGUGACCACUAGAACUGAACUUACCUUCAUCAUCCUCACCUGCAUGAACUGACCGCUUAUCCUACAAAAGGCUACGUCCUGCUCAAUACAGGAAGAUGGUCAACCAGAAAGACUUCUGUUCCCGGCUCCUGUAAACAUACCUACUUUAAUAACGUUCUGCUGAAACCCAACCUGAUCUACUUUACCAAGCUUAUAAAUUCCAACCUGAUCUUUGUUACCAACUUUCGUUACCAACCUACUUUAUUCCAACCUGAACUACUCUACAAUCCAGCUUUAUUACCAGCCUACUCCAUACCAACCUGAACUACGCUACUAACCUGCUUUAUACCUACCUGCAUAACACCAACCUGGACUUCGCUACUAACUAAUAUUGCAAGGUGUUAUGUGUUACUUGUAUUAUCAAUACUCCCUCCCAAACAGGUGUGAUUCUCUAAACAUCUAGUUUACUUGAAAUUCUGAAACCUUACUGUUCUGUUCUAUUUUACUUGUUUUUCUAUAUACCUUAUACUUUCAACUAUAGGUUUUUGCUACUAUCUAAUUAUAUCUUGGUAACAACCAAUCGGGGCAUAUUGCCUAAACCUCUAUUUCUAUUAUUUUACCUUCUACCUAUUUACCUAUAAUUUCAUUUAUAGGUUCACCUCUUAUCCAUUACCUAUAAUUUCGUUUAUAGGUUCUCCUUUUUUCCUUCCGCCUAUAAUCUUAUUUAUUGGAUUCCCUGCAACUUUACUAUGUCCAAACUCACCAAUAAAGAAUCUGAUGUUAACUAUGGCCAAAUUCUCUUAUCUGACCUGAUUAAGAUCAUGACAAAUGUCCGACAUCAUCACCCUAAGGCUUUAUUUUAUCAUCUUUGCCUUAAAUAUUAAAUGAACAAAUUACAAAGGAUUUAUCAUAAGUUAUCAAUAUAUAGAUAAUACUUUAAAAGAACACUCCUGAGCUCUUAUUCAACGCCAGUUUAUUGCUCUCAGCCAAUGAGCCAAGUCCUACACUGUCUGCCUCAGCUCAGAGAUGACAGCUUCUAGUCCAUAUAGAGGUAGGGAGCAGCAUCUGGCAGAAAACCGGGUAAGAAGUCAAACCAUUACCAAACAGUUUGAUUACUUACAAUAAACCACAAAAGCAUACACAAUGUGACAAAACAAAAAGUAAACUAUGCCUUUAUAGUGCAUACAGAAAAAAUUAUACUUAUGAACAAAAUUGUAUGAGGAUUUCAAGUAUAGAGCCUGAAACAAUAAAAAAUACAACAUAGUGUACACUGUGAAAACAUCCAGAUAUAAGGAUAAUUAUUGGUUACACUCACUGAUUGGAGAGCCGUACCAGGCUCUGUAUAAUGUGCCUAGAAAGGCAGAAGGAAACCACUUGUAGGUGACUCCAGUGGAGGGAUUUCCAAUGAGGCUUCAGGAACACCAGGAUCAAUUGAAAAUACAUUUAUUGGGACAAAUAUGUGAGAAUUAAAACCAAAAUACUAUCAACAUAGGUAAAGCUGAAAUAAUUUGAAAGUCCUUCAGAGAUCAGACGCGUUUCAACUGUCCUGCAGUUUUUCUCAAUGUCUCUAAUAAGUCAUGCGUGUUCUCUGUUUAAAUACCCAUCAAAUUAGUUUUUCAUUUGAUGCACCCGGAUUGAUUCCGAUCACUGUAGCGUCUGACAUAAUUUCCGGUCAAUAAAAUUAUAGUCACUUACAGUCGCAGUAUUCUGCAUCAUUUCCUUUACUACUUGGUUUGUAGCAUCUCAUAUUUACGAAACCGCCAUUUUAAGUAAGGGCAGUUUGCCCAAAUAAUGAACUAAACCGUACCAAUUAUGAGGUUAUAGUAGGUAAAGCAUCAUAUCACAAAAAGAAUAAAGCAAAAGAUGCAGUAGAACGUGUGACGAGUUACAUAGUACUGGGCAUACAAAUCCAAUAUAUAAGGUAUAUUGUGGCAGACUUAACGACCUAUUUUGUGUUUUUCCCCUCAUUUAGUUUGUUUUACCCUUUUUCCGUUGGGGAGUACUUCAUACAAACAGUAUCCAUUUGUCUCCCGAAUGAGGACCACCCCUGUACUCCAUUAGAACGUUCACACCAGCAACUUAAGUGCGAAACCACAAGGGAAGUAAUUAAUGAAUGCUACCCCUGGGUGGCCGCCAUUUCGUAUAACCGAAUGCACGUGGUCGACAAAAGAAUGGCGGCCAUCUUGUCUCCCGAACGUGGGCAGCGGUACUCGGUCGUCGAGUGCCUGGAACUCUUUUCGGCUAGCUACUCGCACGAACGCUGGUAAAACUUUGUCCGCUGCCUGUUCUAUUUCCCGACCACCUAUACGAAUGAUGUUCGGGAGAUAUGAACUACCGAACAGGGGGAGCAUUCGUAUCCAGAAAUGAAGAGAUUCCCUUGUAUGGUGUUCGCACAGGAACUCCACGAACAGAGACCGACCAGGACACCUAUUCUCUUUUGGGCUAGUGCCUCAUGUCUGGCCGUUCAAAAUUUAACCUUGAUGGCGUUCCCAUUCCACCGAACCGAUCUGAGAGAUCUUUGGGUAUGUUAUACACUCAGAUCGUGACUAUCGGGAGAUGUACUUUUUGUGGGGUUCCUGAGUAUGGGGGGUACACUUUUGGGGUACUGUAAUUUUGUAUGGAUUUUCUGUACCUGAGAGAUAAUUGAAUUAUAGUUUUUACUCACGCAAUUAUCUCUCAGGCCUAGAGGAUCUUGGGAUUGUAUUGGAGACCCCACGUAGGGGUCUGUGCAUAAAAGCUGUGUGUCGCCAGAAUAAAAGUUAGUUGACUCCCAGAACUGUGUGUCAUCCAGUUACUUGGGGAAUGGGCUAUAUCUACUAAACAGCGCUUCCCUUCCAGCUCCAGAUGAUUACAGCUGAGAUAUUCAGUCUCAGCAUUGCAGCUCCGUUACAGUUUACUUUGUCACAUUGUGUACGUUUUUGUGGUUUAUUAUUAAGGUAUAGGGAAAACACCCUCUGUGCAAUUCAUAAAAAGAAUUAAAAGCGCCACACAUCUGUCAUUACUUCACUUUGAUUACUUACAGUGCAAGGUAGGUGGGUGCUCUACACUAGGUGGACGAACAAACAAGUAGUUGCAAAAAGACAAGUUGGGUGGACAGGAACAGAAAGUGCUGGGGGCCCUGCUCAAAUGAGCUUACACUCUAGGGGGAGUGGAGUAAAAUUACAUAAGAGGUAAGGGUAGGAUGUAUUUCAUGUAUGGGGAAAGUUGGUUGCAAGAGGAGGUUACACUGAUGGUUUAGUUUUUUUUAGAUUACACUGUUGCAGGGGAGAAGUUGGGUUAGUGAGGUGUGGGGAGGGAAAGCUGUUCACAGUUUAAUUUAUAUGCCCUAUUUAAGAAGUGAUUUAUCAGUGAUACAGCCAACAGUGCAGCCCUAGAGAAGUCUUGAAGGCGAGAGUCAGAGGUGCUAGUACUAACAAAGCAUAGGUCUAUCCCCCAUAUUACUGUACUUAUACCACUUAUCACAGUCCCAGUCCCCCUCAUUACUGCCUCAUGCCUCCUAUCACAGCCCCUAUCCACCAGUUCUGCACCAUUUCCACAUCACAACCCAACAGUUUGCCUGAUUCAUGAUCCAAGCUACUGAACUCUCGCUGCAAUACAGUGGUGUAUUUUGGAUAUGUGCUGCCCUAGGCAGGACAAAACUCAGGCACACCCUCCCCCAUCUAAAUUUGCCCCGCCCCUACCUGUUUAAGACGAACACUGAGUUUGACUGACAGACACACACUGACACACCCAUUGACUGACAGGCACACACUCUCAUAUACACAGUGACAAACAUUUACUGAUAUACAGGACCUAACUCGGGCACCCCCUCCCCCAUCUAAAUUUGCCCCGCCCCUACCUGUUUAAGACGAACACGAAGUUUAACAGACAGAUACACAGUGACAUAGAUUCACUGGCAGACACACACAUCCACUGACAGACACACUCACUAACAUAUACACUUACUCACAGAGAGUGACAGAAACACUCACUCGGACACACAGUGACAGACAUGCACACAUACACUGACACACACAUAUUUACUGACAGACACUUAGAGGACCACGCUCCCUCGCACUCCCCUCUGCCAAGGCGCUUAAUGGGUGGCUUUUUUUUUUUUUUUUGCUGCCCAAGGCAAGUGCCUUGUUAGCCUCGUGGGAAAUACACCACUGCUGUAAUAGAGAAAUAAAAUGCUUAGUGGCAGAGAUCGGUGCCACUAACAUCAUUGUGUCAGAAACUGCCCCAGCCUUCUGUUGGUCACAACAUAGCAGUUCAGGACAAAUAUCUGAUAGCACAGAUCUCUCUUGCACAUGUCCCUUGUAUUUGAUGACUAAUGGGAUACGUUGUUAUCCCCCUUUUCUUACCACUUUAAAAAACUAGAUUUGCUCUUUGGCUUAUUUUUCUUCUUCUUCACAUGGACAGUGCUCCAUUCUUAUGACCAAAAUUGAUGGUUGUUAUGGUUAGGCCUAUCUGGGAGUACAGGGGUUUAUAGAGCAUAUGUUGACUGUUUGUUCCAAGUUCUGCUUUACCCAUAGCAAAUUGUUUUGCUAUUACAGUAAAGUCUGUAAUAGAGAUGUCAUAUUGUCCACUUAUAACUUGAGCUAAGAGUAAAAUACAUGGUGCACAGGAAACUUGCACAGUUUCAAUCCAAUUUUUGUUGCACGAAAAACUCAAUUCAGGAUCAUCAAAACUACAAAGGCAAUAUGUUUCUCACAAUUUCCAUAUGUUUCUUGCAUCCAAUGUCCAUUCUCUGAGUAGUUCUUUAACAAUCUAUAUGUUUUAGUUUGUUUACAUUCAGAAAACACUGAUGCCCAGCAUUUUCUCUGUAGAAAAAAAUAAAUAUAUAGUGAAAAGCCAAGACAAUAUACACAAUAUCUUCUACAGUUCAGAGCUUUUGGUGAUGUAAAGAAUGAUUUGCCAGAGAACCUAUUUGUAAUUACAUUUCUGCUCAAAAGGUGCACCAUGGUUUACAAUUUAUAGAAAUAUGUUAAUUUUUCAUGGAUCCCUAUUCUGUUUAUAUUCAUGGAUAUCAUCAAGAUUUGCUGAGACGAGCAACAUGCUUAACGAAAGAGAAACUGUCUGCAGCAAGGGAUUACAAAUCAAUAAAAUAUAUCUAAUAUAUUUUGUUUUAUAACUUGCAAUAACAUAGGACAACAUUACACUAUGGUGCAUUUAAAAAAGCAAAAUAAAGACACCUAAUCUCAUUAAUGUAUUUGUCUAAUUCCAUUUGAUUUUCCCUCCUUAUCCAACAGAGGAGCUGGACUCACCCCCAUUUGGAAAGAUUCUAAUGAAAUUAGGUCUGGCCCUGAUUGUGGUUGGACACCUCAAUUUUAUAUUUGGAGCCAUUGUGCACGGCUUAGUCCUGAGACAUGUAUCACAGAUGAAGGACAAUGAAUCAUGGCAUUAUUCCAUAGCCAACAUUACUGCUGUAGCUUCUGCUAUCUUGGUAAGUGUUUAUGUAUAGUAACAAAUAAAACUCAUAUAUUUGCUUCUACAUAUAUCUGUAGAUCACAGGCUUACAGACUCUCAUUAUACCCUCGACUUACCUAAAUAGGGUGCUUUAGGCUUGGCUGGCAGUUAACACUUCUAAGUGUCUGGGUGAUAAAUGGCAACAUUUUCAUUAACCAACGCUGGUUUAGAGCUCCAAAACUUGUAUUGGCUAACACAGUCCCUUUAAUGUCUAUUUUGGAGCUCUGCUAUUUAUUGGCAAAGCUGUAACCAUAGCAUUUCAUGGAUGGUAAAAUAUGCUGCCUUUUGCAGAAAUGGGCCAUGUAUGUAAGUAAAUUAUUAUUCAUAAAGCGCCAACAAAUUCCAAAACACUGUAAAUAUAAACAGGGUUAUUUACUAAAGUAGCAAUCCAUGGUAAAUGCAAAGUGAAUUUCAAAUUUAAGGUAAAAAUAGCUGUACUGGAAAAGUUCUCUAAUUCAGUUUGCUGUCAAUUGAACUACUCUGGCCUUGAAUUUGAAACACACUUUAAAUAUUCACUCUAGCAAAUAACCCUGAUAGAGUGAUAUAAAUGCCUGCAUCCCAAUAUCAUGUUCUCUUCUUUCAAGAUCUUGCUGAGGCCAUAUUUAUGAUCUCUUACUACAGUGCGAUUUGUGUAUGAAAUCUAAUCUCUCAAUUCAGUAUUCAUUUUAGUUUGCCACCAUGUUAUUUCUGUAUGAUGGGUGCACUUGAUUUAUUUAUCUGUUGUAUUAUAUUUUUCUUCUUGUCCCUCAGAGCAUCUCUUGUGGGAUUGUGGCAAUUGUCUUUUCUCGGUACCUUGAACGUACAUCUUUGGUAAGAAUUGGUUUAUAUCUCCUGAACAGAGACAUUCAGACAUUUCUUAAGCUCCUUUGCCUUACAGUUUUGAUGUGUGUUAAAAAUGUAUUGUGACUGUAUGUCUUGUUUUGCAGCGCUGGGCAGUGUUGAUUCUCAGCAUAUUGAAUGCAGUGCUAUCUGUUGCCUGCACUGUGGGUACUGCUGUUUCUGUUAUAAUCACCAUAGCGAACCAGGGUCGCACAUUGUUAUCUUCUUGCACAUUCACCGACCUGGAACUCAUUCAAAUCUCGCACGAAUGUCCUUUCGACCCAACAAGAAUCUAUGUAAGUUUUAAUAGACGGCUGUUAUCCUAAUAUACACACAAAUAUAAGUGUGAAUCUUCUCAUAGUCGUAGCAGAGAACAUUGAGGUAUCUUGAGUUAAUUAUGCAAUUUCACUACCUGUAUAGAGGAAUGUACCACUUUUACAACCUCUGACUUCCUUCUCUGUCUUGGAUUCUCUGAUCGUUCAGAAUAUGUUGUAUGCAAGAGUGUUAUUCAGAGUUACACAGCAAUAAAACACACAGUAAUAUGAAGGGUAAAUUAAUUAUAUUGCAUCACCAAGAUAAAAUACAUACCAUUGUGCUUUGUAUAGAAAUGAGGGAGCUUCACAGCAAAAUAAAUCCAAGUAGUGUGCAGUGUUUUAAUGAUUCACAGAGCUCUACAGCAGUAAACCAGUAAUGUCCUGUAUCACAGAGCACCUCAAGAGUAAAACUCACAGUAAGGUGCAGUGUAUUACUGUAUCACAAGCUUACAAUCUAUAAAUUAGUAUUGUGCUGUAUCUGAGGGUAUAACAAAGCUCCACAACCUGAAUCACACGGUUCUACAGCAUAUAAAAACCCAAGUUAAUUGUGUAUGUAAAUCCACACAUUUAAAACUACUGUCCAGUUACCAAAAAUGGUGUUGGUAUGUGGAGACAGAUCAUAUCAUGCAGAUAAUAUUGCUUAUCUCUACAUCUGCUUUACAUGUAGGGUAGAGAUGAAAUUUUAAUUUAAGGACACUGCUGAGGUUACUACUUAUCUACUCUCACUCUGUUUUUGUAGAGCACAUCUUUAUGUCUCUGGGUAAUCUCUCUCUUACUGGAUGCGACAGAGGUUUAUUUUAGCACAAGGUGCUUUUUCACUGUCCUUCAGCUAAUGGAUGUCCGACUGUGUCGUAAACGGAGGCGGAGGAAGGUGAGUGUCUAGAAGAUAUGAAUAGCUGAGCUUUUCACCUUUAUACCAAUCCCAUGUGGCCGCUAAGGGAGAAACUUUUUCACGCAAUAUUCUUAAUGUCAUUUAAAAAAAACCCAGUAGAUAAAACACCGGCUUAUCAAAAGUAAAAUUUCACAUCGUCAAACUAAAGUAUAAUUUAAUGUCCAUUUGUGUCCUUACAUUUUCCAUUCUCAUUGUUCUUAGGUCAAGAUCCAAAUUCCAAAGAUGGAAGAAGGUGUUAAUGCAGAACAAGAGGAGCUAAAUGCAGAUGAAGGGUAUAGUGUAUUGUGACCAUGUGACACAAUGACACACAGUUUUGGACAUGUGUGGAAUCAUUCUACGAGUGAUUUUGGACAUCAUUCAUUUGUUGUUGAGUGAUCUAUAAGUGUUCUACUAGGAGACGUGAACUCCAAACACAGGGUACUUAUUAUGGGCAAAAUAGUGUUCUGCUGAUGUAUAUGAUGUACAAUGAGCCUUUUUGUCUGUAUGUGUGUGUGUAUAUAUAUACCUCUGCUUACUUGAGACUACAUUGUCCGAUUGAGAAUCCAUCUUGCUCACCAUAAAACCCAACCACCUCCUCAAAACCCUACAGGUUUUAUUCUGUACUACAGUUCUUGCACAGCCAACCUUAAACCCUACUGCCCACAUCUGAAAGCUGUAUCUAAGUUAAAAUUGCUCUACUCGCUUUAGUUCCCUCAAGACAUCCUCUUGCUGUCUGUUCACUUCAGACCAUUUUGAUCAUUUUUAGAUGCCUCUGCCAAAUUCCGAGUAUAUUUACAAUUGUCAUGGAAUUGUAGCUUCUAUGGUACAUGGUUCUGUUGUCAUUAAUAUUACUGGUCAGGCAAUUCCACUGUAUAUUUGCAUAGAAUUUUGCAGUUAGCUGGAAACUGCUUUGUUUACAGUUGCCAUGGAAAUAUUUUCUCUUAACUACAGCAUUUUUAUAUAAUAAAAAGAUGUUAUAUAUGUUUAUGAAAUUACUGCAUGUGGAAAUAAGGCUUGUAAUUACUCUUCAGGUACUUAAAAGUAUUUUAUGUUUUGUUACACUACAAAAUACAUUGGGGUUUGGAUUAAUCAUGCUUGUGGUGGAAAACAAGAUGUGUUUGUUAGGAUUAGGUCUGCUAUUUCAUCCCUCUACCCUGAAACGCCAAGAAACUAAUCAUAUGAAGCUUUUGAGAAUUGUUUGAAAAACACUAAAUUUUGGGAUAUACACUCUACUCUGACAGGUUUUUUGACAUUACCCAUUGGCUCCGCACUGGCUCAUCAGUAUCUGGGUGGCCUGAAAGACAUAUUGUCCUGUCUUAUAGAGCUAUUAUUGUAACAGUAUCAGCAGGUGGACUCUUUUUAAAGUGAUGGCUGUUUCCCAAAUAUGUUCAUCUAUAGCAGUGGUUCCCAACCCAGUCCUCAAGUACCCCCUAACAGUCCAUGAUUUAGGGAUUACCCAGCUGUGUUUAAGGUGUUUUUAGAAAAAGAAAUAAAAAUUAUUUUAGACACAACAGGGUAAUCCCUAAAUCCUUGACUGGUACGGGGUAAUUGAGGACUGGGUUGGGAACCCCUGAUCUAUAGGACUGUGGUGUUGAACAAAGAAUGGAAUCUCAUGAUUCCUGAGGUUGAGUACAUUUGGUUAAAGGGACACCGUAGGCACUGUAUCUGCUUCAUCUCAUUAAACUGGUUAUAGUGUAUGGAGUCCCCUGGUGCCAUCAUUUCUUUCAGCAUUAAACAGUUUUUAAUGUUGUAAUGUUUUAAUGCUAAACAAGAGACCACGGCAGUCCAUCUCCUCUGUGCUGCUUUGGCUAAUAAGGAAGUAUUACCCUGAGCAGCAAUGGGCAGCUGUGAUUGGCUGAGAGUGUCAGCUGACUGCUUUUAACCUGUCAGAGCUCCAACUGACGGUAUGAAUGGGUAUGACAACAAGGAAGUGUGUAAUCUCUGCCUUAGCUACACAUACAGAAGGGGCCGGACUGUGGGUGGCCAGGGACUCUUAUUUUGUGGCAUAAUGCACAAACAUGGUGCAACACUAAAUGGAGGGACAGUGCCAGGCCAAUUCAAAGAGACAAAGUGGUUAUAGUGACUACAGUGUCCCUUUAAGGAGGUACAGCCUAACAAAUCAAGUGGAAGAGUCACAUUCCGGGGGUUGAAGAGUCUCUCAUCUCACCAUCAUUAAAACACACCACUGAAUAGUACAGUACCAUCCUCUGAAAAUAUUGAAUGAAAAGCAUUUUAUGUAAACUGUAAAAUCCCAUUAAUCAAAUGUACAUAGGACACUGAGGUAAAGACAAAGAAACAUUAAACUGACCUUGUCACCAACUAUGUUGCACAUUCUGCUAGUACAGGCAGGGAAAAAUGGAGGGUAGGCUGUAUAAAACCGUAUUCCACUUCCCCCCGAUCCAUAGACUUCUUGCUGUUUCUGUCACUUUUCCUCUCACAUCAUUACUUAUAUUCUUGAAAGACGAAAAAAAUGCGUUGCAUAAAAGGCUGACCUUAUUGGUCUCUUCCUGCUUGUACAUAUUAAAUAUACAUUAAAUUCAGUGCUCGUUGUAAUAGAAUAUCCCUUUGUCACCAACUGACAUGUAAGGAGUGGUUACAAAGCAUUCCAGGAACUUAAAC
Messenger RNA from Pelobates cultripes (western spadefoot toad), 15474 nucleotides. Lineage: Eukaryota; Metazoa; Chordata; Amphibia; Anura; Pelobatidae. The record is from the annotation of a GenBank genome assembly.